UGUGCUACGUUUAUAAUGUUACUAAUUUAUUGUCAGGGUUGCUUUCCAUAGUUUAAAGCUCACUCAACUGGUUUUACUAGGCGGGUUCUAAUCCUGUGCAUUUAAGAAUUCAGUCUGGGCGUAGCAAUUGGAGAGAGCGGACGUUUUCUACCAGCUCCCUCAUUUCAUCCUCCAUGUAACGUAUAAGUAUUACUGACCAGAGUCCAACUAUUCUGGACCAACAUGAGCAACCUGACCUUGACUGAUGACAUCGAGGAGGAGGAUGAAGAGUUCCCCCUCACCGUGACCAUUCCGUGCGGGAUCAUCAUCGUUUGUCUGAUUUUCUUCGCCGUGUUUGGCAACCUAAUGACGAUUGCGGCAUUCAUUCGAGACAAGGGUCUAAGAAAUGUCUAUAAUAUGUACCUUAUAAAUCUGGCCGUCACUGACCUCUUGCUUGGUUUGGUCAGCAUGCCAUUUUACGCCGUCUACACCCUUAAAAGCCACAGUUGGCCGUUUGGUUACCAUUUCUGCAAGACGUACAUGGUGAUAGAUUUUGCCCUAUGCUUGGAGUCCAUCUUGACGAUUAUUGUCAUAAGUCUUGAUCGCUUGCUGCUGCUUCGGUACGGUCCACAUUACAGCCACAAAGAAACACCAAAGGUUGCUGUCUUGAAGUUGGCGUUAACGUGGAUAGUGGCCGUUUCCUUGUACUCGCCAGCAAUCAUCGGCUGGGACUUGUGGACUGGAGAAGACAGCGUGGAACAAGGCGACUGCGACGUCCAGUUUGCCAACGACCUUGCCUUUACGGCGUCUACGGCGGUAGUGGAGUUUGCGAUACCAUUUAUUGCGAUAGGUGUUCUCAACUUUUUGAUCUAUUGUAAGAUCAGGAAGAGGUCUAAGAUAUCACCUGUCGCAAAAGAUGCACUUCCUUCUGUUACCACCGCAGUCGACGCCAAAAACCGGAAAGCGGCACGGUUUCUGGCAAUGCUGGUAGUCGUGUUUGGCAUAACGUGGGCACCGUACACUGUCAGUACCAUAAUCAUUUCGUUUUGUGAUUCCUGUGUCGACGUGAAUCUUUACGAGGCCUUCAACUGGUUGUUAUGGUCAAAAGCGUCACUUAAUCCUUUUCUCUACGCCUACAACAGCGCUAGAUUCGCGAAGAAUUUCCAGAAUAUGUUGGCUUGUUGCAAAAAGGGAAAAGUCACCGACACCACGAGUGGCACUGCCACUACAAACUCCAAACCAUAACUCACCAAAGUUGUUGAUUAUAUCGUAUUACUACUACCUUUUUCAUUAGAUGUUCAUGAAAAAGUAUUGAUCUUUAGUUAUUGCAGUAUGAAUUUGAUUGUUGUAGACGGUUCUUACCUAUCUGGUUGAUCAUUAAUACAAGCAUAAAAAAUUCCAAAAUGUC
This is a messenger RNA of Magallana angulata, 1387 nucleotides long. RefSeq names its product muscarinic acetylcholine receptor M5-like. NCBI's taxonomy places the organism in Eukaryota, Metazoa, Mollusca, Bivalvia, Ostreida, Ostreidae. Gene Ontology annotation, biological process: G protein-coupled receptor signaling pathway, coupled to cyclic nucleotide second messenger; chemical synaptic transmission; adenylate cyclase-inhibiting G protein-coupled acetylcholine receptor signaling pathway. Gene Ontology annotation, cellular component: synapse; dendrite; membrane. The coding region runs from base 223 to 1224 and encodes 333 amino acids. The record is from RefSeq and is a predicted model, not a curated record. Gene Ontology annotation, molecular function: G protein-coupled serotonin receptor activity; G protein-coupled acetylcholine receptor activity. The transcript is spliced from 2 exons.